Messenger RNA from Aphidius gifuensis, 1330 nucleotides. RefSeq names its product ubiquitin carboxyl-terminal hydrolase isozyme L5 (gene Uch-L5). Gene Ontology annotation, cellular component: cytoplasm. The record is from RefSeq and is a predicted model, not a curated record. Bases 225 to 1160 code for a protein of 311 amino acids. Gene Ontology annotation, biological process: ubiquitin-dependent protein catabolic process; protein deubiquitination. Gene Ontology annotation, molecular function: cysteine-type deubiquitinase activity. Lineage: Eukaryota; Metazoa; Arthropoda; Insecta; Hymenoptera; Braconidae. The transcript is spliced from 6 exons.
AUAAAGUUGAUGUAUCAUUCUAUGUUGAAUUUUUUUCAUGACAAAAGAUUACUAUUAUUGUUAUCAUCACUAUUAUUAUUAAAUGUUCAUUGACAGUCAUUGACUGCACUCACAUAUUCGCGGAUUAUUAUUAAAUAAUAAUUUAUUGAUAAAUUUAAAAACUUGGUACAGUUGUUGAUUGAUUUGUUUUUUUGUCGAUAUCGAAAUUUUUUCGAGUAGAAAACAUGUCUGACUCUGCUGGAAAUUGGUGUCUCAUUGAAAGUGAUCCAGGUGUUUUUACCGAAUUAAUUCGUGAAUUUGGCUCAAAAGGUGUUCAAGUUGAAGAAUUAUGGAGUUUAGAAGAUGAACAUUUUGAAGAACUCAAACCGGUUCAUGGUUUGAUAUUUCUUUUUAAAUGGGUUCAAGAUGAUGAACCAGCUGGUACCCUUGUUCGUGACAAUAGAUUGGAUAAAAUUUUUUUUGCCAAGCAGGUAAUAAAUAAUGCAUGUGCAACUCAAGCAAUAAUAAGUGUAUUAUUAAAUUGCAAACAUCCAGAUGUAUCAAUUGGUACAAAUCUUGAAGAACUUAAAAGUUUUUGUCAAAGUUUUGAUGCAACAAUGAGAGGACUUGCAUUAAGUAAUUCUGAAGUUAUACGAAGUGUUCAUAAUUCAUUUUCAAGACAAACAUUGUUUGAAAUUGAUACAAAACAAGCAACAAAAGAUGAUGAUGUUUUUCAUUUUGUCAGUUAUAUACCAAUUGAUGGUCGUCUUUAUGAAUUGGAUGGUUUAAAAGAUGGUCCAAUGGAUUUAGGACCAUGUCCAGCUGGUGAUGAAUGGAUUCGUGCAGCUAGACCAAUUAUUCAAAAAAGAAUAAACAAGUACAAUGAAGGUGAAAUACAUUUCAACUUGAUGGCAAUUGUAUCAGAUAGAAAAAUGCUAUAUGAAAAACAAAAAGAAACUACAACUGAUCCAGGUCAAUUAGCACGUUUAGAUAUGUUAAUACAAGAUGAAUUGAAUAAAACAAAAAGAUAUAAGGUAGAAAAUAUUCGUCGUAAACAUAAUUAUCUACCUCUUAUUAUGGAACUAUUAAAGGUAUUGGCUAAAGAAGGAAAACUUAUUCCACUUUAUCAAAAAGCUAAAGAAAAAACAUUGGAAAAAGAAAAAAUGAUGGUGGAUAAUUAAAUACUUGAAUUUAUUAAUAAUUAAUGUCAACAUUUAUCAUUUGUAAAACAUUUUUUAUUAAAGUAUCAAAAAUGAUUGAAUUUUUCUUUCUAUUUAAAAAUAUUUAAUGUAACUUUUUAUAAUAAUAAUAUUAAUAAUAAUAAAGAUGCAUCAAUUAGAAAAUAUAAAAA